AUGGACGCCAAGCUGACAAUCGAAGGCGUCCAUGCCCUGUCUGCUGGGACGUCGACGUUGGGCACCCUGAAGCUCACCAACUUCCACAUCAUCUUUUCUGCCCCAGUGCCGUCGUCAAAACCACCAUCAGCGCAUUCGCAAGACCAGCCACAGAAGCACCACUCACCCCCAGUACGACACAGAGAGUCGUGGAUUACGUACCCUAUCAUUUCCCACUGUACCUUCCGACCAACUCCUCCGUCCAGCGGUCAGCAAUCGUCUAUCCGUCUUCGUUGUCGCGACUUCAACUAUGUAUGCUUCAACAUCCCUAACGACAAGCAGGGACGCGAGGCUUUUGACUUCAUCCGUAACAGGACUUGCCGCCUGGGAUGCAUCGAGAAGCUGUACGCCUUCUCAUACGGCCCUCCUCGGCUGGAAAAGGACGUUCAUGGCUGGGAUAUAUACGAUGCCAGGGCCGAGUUUCGGCGGCAAGGUAUAAGCGAAAAGCUUCCGGACAGAGGCUGGCGAAUCUCGUCUAUCAACCUCGACUAUUCUUUCUCACCAACGUACCCAGACGUGCUUGUGGUUCCAUCCAAGAUUUCUGACAACGUGCUCAAAUAUGCCGGACAAUUUCGCUCGCGCGCCCGCAUCCCAGCACUGACAUACUAUCACCCAAUAACACAAUGUACUAUCACACGAAGCUCACAGCCGCUCGUCGGGGUCCGGAACAACCGGAGCAUCCAGGACGAGCGCCUGGUCAGUGCAUGCUUCUCCAAAUCGACGGAAGUCUUUGGCGGCAGUACUGGCAGCGGAAACGCAACACCAUCUCCUUCUACUGGCGACGAUGGUAGCGUGCCCAAUGAAGGCAGUACAGCUGGCGUGGCCGCAUGUGACGGACCUGGUUCUGAUGCUACUUCAGAUACAGAGCGCUUCGACGACGAUCUGGCUGCAGCUGACGUCGCUUUUGAUGACAAGACUGGCAGUCGGAUUGUUGGUGCGCGACGUGACAACUUGAUUGUGGACGCACGUCCUGCCAUCAACUCCUACGCGAUGCAGAUGGUCGGCAAGGGUUCUGAAAAUAUGGAAUAUUAUAAGUGCGCUACCAAAAUGUUUCUGAGUAUCGAUAACAUCCAUGUUAUGAGGGAUUCCCUCAACAAGGUGAUCGAGGCUGUGCGGGAUGCCGACGUAUCGCCGCUCCCUCCGAACCGUGAUCUUCUUGCUAAGAGUGGAUGGCUGAAGCAUAUCCGAGGCAUCCUUGCCGGCUCUGAGAUUAUCGCGAAGCAAGUGGGCGUCAGCGCAGCACAUGUGUUGAUCCACUGCUCUGACGGAUGGGACCGCACUAGCCAACUGAGCGGCCUGUCUCAAAUCAUGCUGGAUCCGUAUUUUCGAACGAUCGAAGGAUUUAUCGUUCUUGUGGAGAAGGACUGGCUCUCGUUCGGCCACAUGUUUCAGCAGAGAUCCGGACACCUCAACCACGAGAAGUGGUUCACAGUCCAGAACGAUGCGAUGGCAGGCACCAAGAUUGAGCCUGGCGAAGGCGAAGGACGGAACGAGGUUUUCGACAACGCCGUGGCCAGCGCCAGGCGCUUUUUCAAAAAGAGCCUCAGCCAGGACAAGGAGGAAUCGGAUGCGGACAGUCUUACGACAGCCGACGAGAGCAGUGUAAGCAAGACAGCGUCGGCCGAGGAAAGCCAGACCACGCGGCCCAAGGAAAUCAGCCCAGUCUUCCACCAAUUUCUCGACGCCACAUACCAGCUUUUGAGGCAGCAUCCUGCUCGCUUCGAGUACAAUGAGCGCUUUCUCCGGCGGCUUCUCUACCACCUCUACUCAUGCCAAUACGGGACCUUCCUGUACAACAAUGAGCGUCAGAGACGCGACGCACACGUGCGGGAGAAAACAUCAUCAGUAUGGGACUAUUUCCUCUCACGUCGGCAGGAUUUCGUCAACCCAGAGUACAAACCGGAUAUCGAUGGUUCCGACAGACAGGAGGAGCGACUUCUGUUCCCUCGACUGAAAGAUAUCCGAUGGUGGCACCAGGUGUUCAACCGCACAGACGAGGACAUGAACGCGGCACUCAAUGCAGCAGCAGCUGCCGAAGAAAAGUGCGCUGCCUACCACUCCACCGUGGCUGCCGGGUUGGCAUCUGUUGUUAUGACGCAGCAUGGAGACGAGGCAGGGACAUUGGGCACAGCGGACGGCGCAUCCGACUCUCCUCGCCGGGGUGCCAGUCCAAUGCCACCCCCGUCGCUACAGAGUUCGCAGUCAGCAGCAGGCGAGCUGGAGACGCCACCGACAGCCGCCACGGCUCGCUCCAUGCUUGCCAACCCACCGGAUGAGGUGCCGGCCAGUCUCAACCGCAGUGCAUCUGCCCACGAAGCCGGCACAUUCACAGUCCUGCGGGACGGCAUUGCCGGCCUUGGCCUGGGGCAGAAGGUUGGAGGUGUUUUCGGCAGCCUGGGAGUUGCCGGCGCCUUGAAGGCAGCAUCGGGUCCUCCACAGCACGACGGUGCAGGUGGCGAGCAGCGGCGGAGCGAGUCUUUCAGAGCCGGCAGCAGUGACAGCAGCGAACAAGAGAUGAAGGACAUGUCUUAG
This is a messenger RNA of Grosmannia clavigera kw1407, 2571 nucleotides long. Its product is annotated as protein phosphatase. Gene Ontology annotation, biological process: dephosphorylation. The transcript has 2 exons. NCBI's taxonomy places the organism in Eukaryota, Fungi, Ascomycota, Sordariomycetes, Ophiostomatales, Ophiostomataceae. Gene Ontology annotation, molecular function: phosphatase activity. The record is from RefSeq and is a predicted model, not a curated record. Bases 1 to 2571 code for a protein of 856 amino acids.